Molecule: messenger RNA, 483 nt
Organism: Microthlaspi erraticum
Lineage: Eukaryota; Viridiplantae; Streptophyta; Magnoliopsida; Brassicales; Brassicaceae
Source: the annotation of a GenBank genome assembly
AUGGCUCGUAGGCAGAGUGAUUGCCUCACUAAGUAUUUAUUAAAUACUUACGCAACUCCAUUCCAAUGUGUUGCAGCUCCUCGCGCCUGGAACAAACGCUUUGCAACACAUGCUUGCAACAUCGGCUUCAAACAGAGCAUCACCGACCCGUCUCUGUUCAUCCUCUGUCACAACAACGAGAUUGCCUACCUGCUUCUCUAUGUCGACGAUAUAGCUCUCACCGAAUCCUCCAUGCCGCUUCUCAAUUGCAUCAUCUCUGCACUCGCCUCCGAAUUUGAGAUGACUGACAUGGGUAUUCUUCAAUACUUCCUCGGUAUCUCCUUCAAACGUGAUCACCAAGGACUUUUUCUCCAACAACAGAACUAUGCCGCUGACAUCUUACACCGUGCGGGCAUGACUGAUUGUAACCCCUGUCUAACUCCUUGUGACACAAAAUCCAAGCUCGCAGCAGCCGAUCAUCUCUGCACUCGCCUCCGAAUUUGA